This is a messenger RNA of Fusarium vanettenii 77-13-4, 195 nucleotides long. RefSeq lists its product as uncharacterized. Lineage: Eukaryota; Fungi; Ascomycota; Sordariomycetes; Hypocreales; Nectriaceae. The record is from RefSeq and is a predicted model, not a curated record. The transcript is spliced from 2 exons. Bases 1 to 195 code for a protein of 64 amino acids.
AUGCCAAAGGCGAUGGAUGCCCAGGGCAGCAUUGGCAAGCAAUUCACCGAGCAAGGUGCAAUUGGAUCAAUGGGCCAAAAGAUUGGUGGUCCCUUCGACAAGCAGGGCAUGAUUGGAAAGCAGUUCACGCCCAAGGGCAGUAUCGGCGGGUCUGUUCAGAACGCUAUGGGUGGAGAGAAGAAGGCCAAGGAGUAA